AGAACGAACUGGACGCUGGCAGCAGCUUGACUGAAGGUGACACACUCGACCACGGUCGACGAGUUGCCCAACCCAGCCGCGCGGGCGCUGCAUCUCUGCCGUCGAGACAUCAUGGGAUGCAAUAACUCCAAGGAAGAAGACGUCCAGAACCCUCGCAUGCAGCCCGUGAGGGCGUCGGGGCUCGAUCACAUGCCCGACGACCUCGCGUCCGACCUUGUGCAACACACCAUCGUCAAGGACAUUUCAGACACGUUCGAGUUCCUCGACGUGAUCGGGGAAGGAUCGUUUGGAAGCGUGAUGAAGGCGACGAACAAGAAAACCAACAAGACGUGGGCUGUCAAGGUCGUGGAGCUCAACAACGAACUCGACAAGAAAGCGCUCCUGAACGAAAUCGGGAUCGUCAAGCGUCUCCAGCACCCCAACAUUGUCCGCGUGAUUGCGUCGUACGAAGACUCGAAACGCAUGUACAUGGUGAUGCAACUGCUGCCGGGGGCCGAACUCUUUACGCACUUGCAUGUGCGGGGUCGACAGUUCAACGAGGCCGAAGUCCGCAAGUUGAUUCUGUGCCUCUUGCGCGCCGUGUCGUACCUGCAUUCGAAUCAAAUCACGCACCGCGACUUGAAGCUGGAAAACCUUCUCCUGGAGAACGAGAACCAGCCGACGUCGCUCAAGCUGAUCGAUUUCGGGCUGAGUAAGUUUGUGAAAAAGGGCGAACGCAUGCAGCAGUCCCUUGGCACGAUCGACUACGUGGCUCCAGAAGUCCUCGACGGCGACUACAAUGAAAAAUGCGAUCUGUGGAGCGUGGGGGUGAUCUGCUACGAGCUUGUGACGCGGGUGUCGCCGUUCCACGGCGAAACAAACGACGACACGAUGCACAAGAUCUUUGACGGAAUCAAGCCGUCGUUUUUCCACGGUGAGGUGUGGCAGACAGUGUCACCCGACUGCAUCCACUUUAUCAAGUCGCUGAUUCAGGAAGACCCGUCCGAGCGUCUGUCGGCUGAGCAAGCUCUCAACCACCGCUGGAUUCGGACGUCGGCGACCGGCGUUAUCGACGACAACAAGCGCCAACUGUUCAUGAAAAUGGUCUCAUUUGGCAAGAACUGUAGCCAACUCAAGAGCACGGCCAUGCUGAGCGUCGCGAUGGGUGUCAGCGAAGAGCACAUCAAGCCCGAGAUUGUGUCGGAGGUCUUUCACAGCAUGGACAAGGACAAGGACGGGACCCUCAACGCGGACGAGUUUUGUGAGGCCCUCGAGGAGUACGGGAUCGGCCACGAUGAAGCGCUCGGGGUGUUUUCCCGCAUGGAUCAGAGCAAACGCGGCAAAAUCAACUACAUUGAGUUUGUCGCGGCCGUCCUGGACGAGUUUGGCGACGAUACGAUGAAGGAAGCGUUUGCCAUCCUCGACGCGGAGAAGACGGGGCGAAUUUCCGUUGUCGGGCUCCAAAGUGUGUUCAAGAAUGCCAAAGAAGCUGACUUGAAGGCGAUGGUGGCGAGCGCAGACGUCAAGGGCGACGGCUCCGUGGACUUUGAGGAGUUUAAGCUCAUGUUUGCCCCGGACGCGCCACCGACCAAGCCGUCGCUCGCGACGAUCACUGAAACACCGCCGUCGCCGUCGUCAGCAAUAAACUUUGUCGCGCAGUCGAGCCAAGCGGCGCUACUCGGCGCCGGCGACAGCAGCGUGAUGAGCGAUGCCGCUGUUCCGCUCCAACCUGCAGGUGUUCCUCCUGCCUAGUCGUGGACAGCGAAGGAGACGAAUUUGGGGGUGCGAUGGCUGCUGAUAGAAACCUGCGCGUAAUUUAACAAGUUGGACCAAGAGGUGGUGCCGCGCUGUGCGAUACAGGACAAAUGGACUCGAGACAUUGGACAGGAGUUU
This is a messenger RNA of Aphanomyces invadans, 1872 nucleotides long. RefSeq names its product CAMK/CDPK protein kinase. The coding region runs from base 112 to 1731 and encodes 539 amino acids. Gene Ontology annotation, molecular function: calcium-dependent protein serine/threonine kinase activity; calcium ion binding; calcium/calmodulin-dependent protein kinase activity. Lineage: Eukaryota; Oomycota; Saprolegniomycetes; Saprolegniales; Verrucalvaceae. Gene Ontology annotation, biological process: peptidyl-serine phosphorylation; protein autophosphorylation; intracellular signal transduction. The transcript has 7 exons. Gene Ontology annotation, cellular component: nucleus; cytoplasm. The record is from RefSeq and is a predicted model, not a curated record.